UUUUCUGACGUUUCAGUUGUAUAUUGUGUCUGGUGUCUGUGUUAGUGUUUUAUAGAUCGAAAAAUUUGAAUAUUUCACAAUCAAAAAGUAGGUGGGAGCUAGCAUGACCAAUAAUAUGAGCCAUAUUGUGAAGUUGACAAAUGAAAGCAUCACAAUGAAAAUUCCACUGGUUGAUUUUGGUUCCCUAACUUUAAGGGAAACCAACUUUUGAUUUGUACUAUUUCUUGUAGUUAGUGUUUUUAUUUUUGUCAUUUUUAAUGACCCCAUUAUUCAUUGUCUCCUUGUUUGUUAGAGUGAGACAAGAUUGGCACCGACCUCAUCAAUUUUUUUGGCUGUGGUUUCUUGAAUGAUCUAUUGUUUUCUGUGUGACAGGAAUCAAAGGGUUGAUUCUGAGGUUGAAAUAGAAGAUUUUUGCACACUAACUGUUUGUCCUAUUGACUCAUUGGAUUUUAUUUUAAGUACAUAGUCCUAAAAAUGUGUAGUUUCAACUUGCAACUUGCAAGAGAUUGUUGGUGUUUAUAUAGAAAUUGAAAUUCUUUCUAUAGAAGAGUCUUAAGGAGGGUGAACAAUUAUAGGAUUCUUAAGGAUAAGGAUAGUGGUAGACAGAAAAGAAAACUUAUGGAGGAAAUAACUUCGACGGUUUCGGUGCCAUUUCCACUUGGGAAUUUAAUAUCAAAAGAGUCAGCAGUGACAACACAAAUGGAAAUAUCUAGUUUAAAGCUUAUGGCAAAUACUGCAACUGUAUUGAUAUUAAAUCCUGCUUCCGUCGAGGAUUGUCAAUCGUUUUCUGUUGGAAGUGAAGAGGACGUCGACAUGUAUAUUAGUCCACAACAAAACCAAAUAUCAGUGUCUUUGGAGGUUAAGGAGAAUCAAGUUGGAGCUGAAGUGGUCUCUGAAAUGGUUCAUGAAAGUGACACUAGCGGAAGCUAUGAAGAUGAGUUCAAAAUACAUAACGAUUUUCAGCGUGUACAUAAUCCAUCCUCUCAGUCUGCAAUUUUGAGGACUAAUUUGCCUGAAAUGAACACACCGAAUACUAUCAUGGUUGAUGAUGAUAUCAAUGAUAUGUCUAGUUUGAACGAGACGACGAAGAACCUGGCUUCUGUUGUGACAAACUGCGAGAGUGAAGGUGGAAGUAAAUCAGAUGGUCCUGAUUCAAAGCCGAUUGCUGCUGUUCAUGAGACGCUAGAGAAGCAAACAAGCACAACAAGCUGUGAUAAUGGUUUGGAAUUGGGAGAAACUCCUCUUUAUGGUUUCUCAUCAGUUAUUGGAAUGAGACAAGAGAUGGAAGAUGCUAUUGUUAUUAAGCCUCAACUUUUUCAAGUACCUUCUAUGUUGCUAAUGGAGGACCAAGUGAAUGAAAACACAAAACACUUACUGGCACACUUUUUUGGUGUCUAUGACGGACAUGGAGGAAGUCAGGUUGCCAAUUACUGCCAGAAACAUCUUCAUUCGGUUUUGGUUGAGGAGAUAGAAGCUGCGGAAUCCAGUUUAUCCGAAAAUAAUGAAAAAGACAAUCGGCAGGACCGAUGGAAGAAAGUACUCACCAAUUGCUUUCAAAAAGUAGACGAUAAGAUUGUAGGAAUUGAUGAAGCUAAUCGUGAAAAAAGCGGUAAUGAUGGAUCUGAGUCAACUACCGAAGAAACUCUUGCUCCCGAGACUGUUGGAUCCACUGCACUGGUUGCAAUUUUGACUCGAACCCACAUAAUAGUCGCGAAUUGUGGGGAUUCACGAGCGGUCUUGUGUCGAGGAAAAGAAGCACUGCCAUUGUCUACUGACCAUAAACCUAAUAGAGAGGGUGAAUGGGAAAGGAUAGAAGCCGCCGGAGGAAAGAUCAUACAAUGGAAUGGAUACCGAGUUCUCGGUGUUUUGGCAGUGUCAAGGUCAAUUGGUGACAAAUACUUGAAACCAUGGAUAAUACCAGAUCCAGAAGUCACAAUUGCCCUCCGAGAAAAAAACGACGAAUGUCUUAUUCUAGCGAGUGAUGGUUUAUGGGAUGUAAUGACAAAUGAAGAAGCCUGCGAGAUUGCUCGAAAGCGAAUCCUUAUUUGGCAUAAGAAGAACGGAACCAAUGUCUCAACCGGACAAAGCGACGGAGUUAAUCCUGCAGCUCAGUAUGCAGCAGAGUAUCUAUCAAAACUUGCUCUUCAAAGAGGAAGCAAAGAUAACAUCUCAGUUAUUGUUAUAGACUUGAAACCUCAAAGAAAUAUCAAGAGAAAAGCAUAAAAUAGAUGCUCCUCAAUUAAAAUAUUUAUAGCUAUAUUAAUAUUUUUUUUUACAAGUAUGGUGGCAAAUUUAUUUAGCCCUUUAGUUUUUUCAUAAGGGUUAUUUUUUUACUAUAUUUUUAAUGAUGUAAAGUUUUUAUGUUAGCUAUAGUUUUAAAUUUUAAGCAAGGAAAAUGUAUAAAUGCAUGUAAUUUUCAUUUUUUAAAU
Molecule: messenger RNA, 2429 nt
Organism: Vicia villosa (hairy vetch)
Lineage: Eukaryota; Viridiplantae; Streptophyta; Magnoliopsida; Fabales; Fabaceae
Product: protein phosphatase 2C 77-like
Exons: 5
Coding region: 619-2223 (534 amino acids)
Biological process (GO): protein dephosphorylation
Molecular function (GO): protein serine/threonine phosphatase activity; cation binding
Source: RefSeq, a predicted model, not a curated record